Molecule: messenger RNA, 1789 nt
Organism: Cyanistes caeruleus (blue tit)
Lineage: Eukaryota; Metazoa; Chordata; Aves; Passeriformes; Paridae
Source: RefSeq, a predicted model, not a curated record
AUGGCUUGCAAAGAGAAUUUGGUACAAAACUGGGUCUGUGUCCUUGUUUAUUAUUAUCCUAUUUAUCAAGAACUCUCAAGGCAAAUUCAGAAUGCCCACACGGGGCUGGAUUUGUCGGUGCCGGAAUACCAGGAAAUCCAUGGGAAGAUGAUGUCUGGCCAUGUCGAGUAUCACAUUGUUGUUGUUACCCGACUGGCUGCCUUCAAAUCAGCAAAGCACAAGCCUGAAGAUGUGGUUCAAUUUAUGGUUUCCAAGAAGUACAGUGAGAUUGAAGAGCUCUACCAGAGACUGACAGCACGAUAUCCACAGGUUUCUCUUCCACUCCUGCCUAGAAAAGUUCUCUUUGUGGGGGAAUCUGACAUCUCUGAACGAAGAGCUACCUUCAAUGAUAUCAUGAAAUUCAUCUCCAAAGAUGAGGAACUAGCAACAAGUCCUGAGUUACUGGAAUUUUUAGGAACAAAAUCUUCCAGUGCUGUUGACAUCAAGGGUAAAAACGUGCCUGAUGACAGGGAGAAAGAAGAUGAAGAAAAUGAUGCAUUGGAUUUUUUCAAAGAGGAGAAGACACCUGACUUAAUCUCACAGCUUUUAUCAGUGGAAAAUAUCAAAAAAGGGGAGAGAAAAGAAGAGGGAGAUGAGGAAGAAGAGGAAAUUUUAGACCCUCUUGGUAUAAUCAGGUAUGGCUAAAAGCCUAUAAAUUAGGUAUUUAGAUUUUAGCCUUUCUGAAUAAGGCUGUUGUAUGUCACAGUCCCACAUCACUAAAUUUCACAGAGGAGGAGGGGCCUCUACACUUCAUGAAUUGAGGUGCUUUGACAGAGGGAAGAGACUUUGUGGUGCCUUUUCAGUGCAUUCCUCAGGACAUGGAAGUGACAGGGACGUCAUGAAUGCCUUGCUAACAGUCUCAGCUACAGAAAGUACUUUGCUGGACACUGCAGGGCUCUACCACAAAGCAUCAACCCUCCAGCAUCCAGUGGAUGUGCCUUCUGGAGUACACAGAACACUCUGAUUGCAGUGUCUGGAAUUGCUUUUGAGCUCACUUGUGGCUUUUUUUUCCUUUUUCCUUUGUUGAAGGUGUCACAUACUAAAUGCAACUAAGACAUAAGCAGUAACAGCUUGAGAAACUGGAUCAGAGCUUCCUGAUAUUAGUAUCUGGGUUUGUUUACCUGUCCAGUAAUUUUCUGACAGUUAUUUUCUUCACUUGAAGAUGGAAUUUCUCACUAAAUUACAAACCAAUUUCUAACUACUAAAGUCUGGAAGCAAAUUCAGUUUUUUCUGUGGCUGGGAUCAUGAGUAUCAACUACUUUUUAGGGUGUCUCAGGCUUUAGAUGUCCAAGGAGGUGUAGCUGGUUUUGAUCUUCAGUAAGCACUGAUCGACCCAGCUGGAUGAUUUCAGCUACCCAGAGUCACCAGCCACUACUGAAUGUUGUCUUGGGUCUAAACUGUGCUUUCAAAAUGUUUCUGCAUAGCAAAAGGGAGUAACUGAGAGUAACAAGCCAGACCCUUCUCUUGGUGUUUCCCAAUGGCAUUAAAUCAUCUCCAGGGGAUCAUUCAAUCUAGGCUCUAAGCUGGAGUCUCCUACACUAAGUUUGGUCAAGUAAGGUGAUUAAUACUGGAAGCCCUGUUUGGAUUUUCCUUCUGCUAUUAUAAUCAUAUGUAAUCAUGGAUGCCCAGAUACUGUCCUUUUUACUUGAAGUAUUUAAUCCUUUAAAUCAGAAAAGUUUCACCAGAGAACAUUAACUAUUACUCUUAUGAUACAAUGUGCUAAAUUACUCAGCAUCAAAAUUAUUCUUUU